UGUUUUAUGGCGGACCAAAGCAUGUGGUUUCAAAUUUGAAUUUUUACGAUUUUUAGCCGAGGAUUCUUGCGAUUGAUGAUAAUUUCGGCUUGAAAUAAUCGUAGGACAUUGUUCUUCGAAUCGUGGGAAGGAAAUCGGUGCAACUUACACUUGACUAAACCGUUUUUUAUCGCGAAAUAUGGCGGCGAGACGGUCUUCUAAAAGUAGUUUGUUCGAAUACUGUCAGAAACGAAAAAUUGGUCCGCCAUUCUUUGAAAACUGGGCAGCUCCGAAUGGCUAUCAGGCCAAAGUAAUUAUAGAUGGCUAUCCUUAUCCGACUAGCGCUGUCUGUUCAAAAAAAAAGGAUGCUGAGCAUGAUGCAGCCAAGGCAUGUCUGGCCAGUUUGGGAAUUUUUGAGGAUGACAGUGGAGGACCCAAUGAAUUCAACAACCAAGGUUACCCCGGCGACCAAGGUUGCCCAGGCGGCCAAGAUUACCUGGAUGGCCAAGGUUACCCGGGGGCUAACCGUAACGGUCGUUCGAGUUUUGGAACACCAACCGGUCCAAGCCCUCGUGCAAGUUUUUCGACGCCAAGUCCGAGGCCGUUUGACCGUCCUCCAAGAAGCGGGGGCUCAUCAGGAGGAGGGGUAAAGAUGCCGAAAAGCGUUCUUCACGAAUUCUGCCAAUCACAGAAGAUGUCGUUACCACAGUAUGAAACGGAGGCGAGUUACGACGGUAGCGCGUUGCUGGGGUUCCAUUGUGUUUUGGUUGUAACAGAUGAGUAUUUUACUACCGAUCGCUUGUACACCAACAAGCGUGAGGCAGAACACGCCGUCGCACGCAAGGCUCUGAACGUUUUUGGGUAUUAUGCAAGAUCACCGUUGUAUACUGGCGAUACGCCGCCCAUCCACCAGGCCGCGGGAACGCCGUCAUUUAAAACUCCAGAAACUUCGUACAAAAAUCUUUUGCAAGAACAUUUGCAACAACGAAGUAUAGAAACACCAGAUUAUGAAACGCAGUUAACAGGUAUGAGCAUAUAACCUCAAGGUUCUGCCCAGGACAAUGAGAAAUGCUGGGUAUUUGUAAACAUGAAAUAUUUGUAAACAUGAAAAUUAUCAUUGCCAUUUUGCAAUUUCUAAUUAUAAUUUUCAUGUUUACAAAUAUUUCUGGCGUGUUUUUGUGCUGGGCGGUACUAUUAAGUGCUGGGCACCGCCGCCACCCACUGUAGGCGGAACCUUGUAACCUAAUGAUGAGUAGAAUUGUCUAAAGUUAAAACUCUAGAGUAGUAUAUUAAUGUGGGAUGCAUUAGGGCAUGUUGCUGAACUCAUUGAGUGCGCUUUUCCCUUCACAAAUAAAUCAUCUGGCCUUGUUGCUAUGCUGGUUACAUUACCAGAUGGCACCAGAUAGUAGCCUACCAGAUAAAUAACCGGUUACUCACUGAUGGUGGUACUUGAACAAUACAUCACCAACUUUUGUCAUGAAAUAGUCCAUUGUCUGUUUAGUAUGUGGCACAAGGAUUGUCAGACAAUAUACAGUAGAGAGAAGUUUGCAUCCCAAAAAACUUUUACUGUAAUAUAAUUUCAUGUGUGUGUCACAUGUCUGACUAGCUGUUUGUAUUUCACAAUAUCUUAACGCAAAACAGACUAUCAGGCAGGGUCUUAGCUAGAGGGCCAUGUUAUCGCGGCCAAAAGUGGAAAAACACGGCUAUGUAAAAUGAACGUGGUUUCAUUAUUCAUAUAAAGCUGUGUACCAGGGCGUCGGAAGCAAUGUGAAGCGGCGGGGGCAGCCAUUUCGAAAGGGCACUUGCUUCUCAACCAUAAUUUUUCAGAGUGGCAAUAUUUGUCUCGAUAUUUGUUAAAACUUUCUGUAUGGAUACUCGAUUACUUGUGGCUAUUACGGGUCGGCAAACUUUGACAUUAAUUUUCAACAAUUUUAUUCGUUGCACCGUGCUGAUGGUGCAAAAUAAAAUCAGUAAACGGAUGUAUAUUGCUUGAUUUAGCAUUAAUUUUAGUGCAACUGGUUAAAAUUAAGCAAAGAUUACUUAAGCAUUGCUUUAAAAUAGUUAUAAAUUCCAAUUCCUGUGAACAGCGCACAAAUUUCAAAGUGCAGUUUCAGUAAGAAGAGCAACCUGUUGCCCUUGUGCUGCCCCCGCACUGUUUGGGCAAUAGGGGCAGUUGCCCUCGUGGCUCCGGCGCCGCUGGCUGUGUAGGUUAAUAAAAUAAGGUGGUGCUACAGUACAGAAUUCUUCCAAUUUACGUCGUAAGAAAGUUUGUAUAAUGUACUGCUGUUGUUGAAAUUGGCAAAAGUGAUCCGUGAUGUUUUAAUGUUUUGAUGGAUAAUAACUGUAUGGUGUUAAAGUGGUUUUAAAUACCCUCAAGAGUUGCUGAAAUAACUUAAUAUUCUAAUGUCAGUGCGCAAUAUGAGUAUAUGCUCACCUUGUAUUUGGUUGCAAAGCACAGAACAACAACAGGCAUUGUCUGCAUGUUGUUGGUGAGCAUAACUAGAACCGUGAUUUGCCUAUUCAAGGUAAUUGACAUGUGCACACCCUGGUCAUUAGAAACACGCCCAAGAUAUAAAAUCCUAGCUAAGACCCUGCUAUCAGGGUUGUGCUGGAUGUCUAUAUUUUGCCAGAUAACGGUAUCCAGCACAUCCUGCAAGCUAAGUUGAUCUUAGUGAUGUUUUGAUAUUUUAAAUACCGGUAUUGUGUUUUCAGAUGGGGGAUAUUUCAGUAAAGUCAUAAUUGAAGGCAAGGUUUUCAAAGCAAAGGAAUGUUGUCAAACCAAGAAACUGGCUGAGCAAAGUGCUGCCAAGGCUGGACUUGUUGGUAUGGGCGUCAAAGAUCCCGAAUCAGUGGCUACAAGAUUGUUGAGAAAGUAAGUAUAAAGGGCAAAAGGCUUUCCUCUUGAAAAGUAGAUAUUAGGAUAUAUAUGUGUACACACAGCACUGACAGAAGAAAAAUUAAAAAACCCAUGAAUGGUAAAUUCUGUAAUGGUAUAUUCAUUUGAUAGUUCCCAUUUGCCAAUUCAAUAGCAUUAAUCAACACUAUCUAUCUAUCUAUCUAGGAAUUCAAGAGGGCGAUAUAAAAGCACAGAAGAUAUUCCGUAUAAAAAAGAUUUGCGUGAUCUUGAGCCAGAACAGGUGGACACUGAUCAAGUACAAGGCAAUACAUCUUGGGUACACAGUCGGAAACAAUCCGAAUUUGACGUUGAUGACUACGAUGACGUUGAUGGAGAAUUUACUGACUUUCAAAAGGCUGCACCUGUCAAACUUAAGUAAGUUUGGGUGAAUCCCUAUUCAGGGGAGGGGGAUUGUCGAAGGAUUUUAUGUGAAAAUUGAAAUUCAUUGUUGGAAAUUUACCUGGAGUGUAAUAAUUAUAAUAGAGCUUUUUCUGAUUAAUUUCCACUUUCAUACUAUGUUUCUGAAGAAAAGGGGUGUCUGGGGUCCUCCCCCAGAAAAAGUUUACAUUUUUGAAGCUUCAUUCAGGACUUGCAUUUCUGGCAUUUUCUGAAGCAAAUUCUCAAACAAAUUGGAUCUGAAUUUUCCAAGCAAAACACCAGUAUCGCUGCACAGACAUGGUUGAUCAUUUUGUCACAAUAAUUUGAAUAAUUUCGCCCUCAUUCUUGCAGAAUGCGUUCGAGAAAUCUCUUACUAAUCUGUUACACAUGCAAAUGUGGUUAUUACUUAAAUUAAAUGUACUAUAGCUAGAAACUGAUAUACUAUACAAAAUAUUUGUCAGUUGAAAUUGCUUUCAACUUUGUAAUAUUGUCGAGGUACACUGUAAAUUUAUAAAAUGAAUUACUGUAUAUUGAAUUUAUAUUCAAAUUUCAUGUGCAAUUUACUGUACAACUUUUCUCUUUUGAGACCUAUAAAUAAUUAGUGUAUGUUGACCAUGUCCGACCAGAAUGUUCUACCAUAUUGUCAGACCAAGUUCAGUUCAGAAUUCUAAACUUUAUUCCAAGUGGAACAGCAAGUUUCCAUAAUAGAUGACCGUUCAGGGAAAAAUCUGACAUAAAAUCUUUACCUAGGCGAAAACUUGAUGAAAGUGGUGAUGAAGACUUCUUUGGCACGCCAGAACAGCGUCCUCAUAAAAUGCAGCGUGUUGGGGAAGGUUCAGACAGUCGACCAUCAGUAGAGAAACGCCCGAGGCGUCGAGGGGAGUUUGAGGUGGAGCAGGUUCAUCUUGGUAACUUGACUGUUGGAGAAUGUUGGCCAGAGAAGAGAAAUAUUGUGAUAGUUGGUAGUGAAGAGACGUCAAUACCUCUUUUUUGUCAAGCUGAUAUGGAGAGGUGUGCUCUUGAAGAUACGUCGACAGGCGCCCUCGUGGAUAUCGUUCCUGGUAAAAUAUCAUUUCAUACUUAUUUUACUGUCGAUGCAAUGGAAGUGUUGAUAAAAUAUUGCAUCAAUUCAUUUCCUCAAGUUGAUCAAUUCAUACGAAUUCAAAUUUCUUUUUACUUCCUCUGCGUUUCCUAUUGGUCAGUCGGUUCUGAAACGAAAUCUAAUUGGCUCAUCUAAAAGUAACAGGAAGUUGAUCAAUUUUCUAUCAAAUGAAUCGAUCAACUUGGGGAAAGGAAUUGGUGCAAUAUUUUAUCAACACUUCCAUUGCAUCGACAGUAAGUGCCAAUUUAUAUUACUUUUAUGAAAUAUGAAGUAACCAUUUUCGUUCUGAACGUGUUGCAAACAGCGGCAGAUCUAGCCUCAUCUGCAAGGAGGGGUGCAGGUUUUCCAUGGGGUGGUGCAUGAGGGAGCCUUACUACCCGCUCUCCUCUGCUGUAUAACAACUUUAACAUGUAUACGUAUUUAACCACGAUAUUUAACUAAAGGAUUCUGAGUAUUUUUUCGUGAGCUUACAAAUCAAUUAAAUCAUUUCAAGAAAUCUACACGCACUAACAGUAGAAGUUCCUCUAAUCGCUAUUCGAAAAGCAGAAACUGCUGUAUGGUCAAGCAGAUCUUUUAGGGUGGUGCUGGACUUCUCUAGGGGUGGGAUGGUUUGCUAGACACCACUAGGUGGGGUGCGGUUGAUCCUUCCCGGAUCUCGUUUUAACCGCUGCAUGCAGUCUUUACUGACUGUAGAGGUAUACUGUACAGAUAUGUUCACGACAGUUACGACUGGAAUGGAGACGAGGAAUUAACAUGUGUGAUGUUUGUAUUUUCUCCAGGUCAUCGGCUGAUUGGUUUAGAAGGUUACUAUGUAGUACGUGGAGGCCAGAUAGUCUUACGAGCAAGACAAUGUCAACAAGUAGUGAUGCCUGAGGAGCCUGAUAAAGUUCUGAUCAGUUGUGGUGUCGUUGUACUUCAUUGCAUUCCAAGACGGGAUGGAACUGAAACUAGGUAACUAUGUUCUUCAAACAUGUCAAUGUAGAAAGGCCUGGUCAAACGAGAACAAAAGUUGCACGAGAGAUGACGAGUUUAGUGAAUAUUAUCUCGCGCGUACAUACGUAAAAACGCACAAGUUGUUACAGGUCCGCAAACAAGUUGUUACAAAUCAGUUCACAAGCUGUCAACAAGUUGUCUUCGCACUGCUUGUUCCCAGUUGUUGUAACAAGUUUGGAACAAGCUGUUAACAACUUUUAACAAGCUUGAUGGCAUUAUCAGACUUGUUACAAGGUUGUUCUAACAAGUUUGAUACAGUCAUUAUAUAACAAGAAUGCUACAAGGUUGACGAUACAAGGUUACAACAAUAUUGUUAUAUCAUGACUGUAUUAGACUUGUUGGAACAACCUUGCAACAAGUCUGAUAAUAUCAACAAGGUUGUUACAAGUUGUCAACAGCUUGUUGACAACUUGGGACAAGUAGUGUGAACACAACUUGUUGACAGACUUGCUGCAAGAUGUGAGAUUUUUGCGUGUGUAGUCAAAAUUUGAUACGAGUUUAUGCGGAGAGUUGGCGACCAAAUGUGAGCGAACGUUGCAACUCUCGUCAGCACUCAUUCUGGUUUAUCGUUUAUGCAUCUUCAAUUUUUUGUUAUUCGACAGUUGCGAUGUAAACGUGCUUCUCAAACGCUACCUCUGUAGUCAAGCAUUUAUAAACGUUGUCCGAGGUUUGGCUCAAUACUUCCGCUGUAAACAGUCCAAUCGUCCCUUCAUCCUCAACAAAGAGUUGUUAACCGCGCAUAUUCAAGACUGGAUGUUAGAGGAAGUCAUGGCUAUAUCGUCAUUCUCUGAGACCGCGUUAGAAAACGUCUUUCAACACACGAUGAAGUUUGAUAAACGUUGGGCGAGGUAUCUGCGGGACGAGGAGUUAUCCAAGGAGUUGAGAGAAAUUCAGGUUUGUUAUUAGCAUCGGAAAUCAAUGCGUUAAAUAUAUGUAGGUCACUAGUAGGUCCAUAUAUUUAACGUUAAUUAGGCCAAAAUUGUAAAAUCUUAAGUAGGGUAGGUCGGUUUUAACUUUUUUUUUAACUUUUUUUAAAAUUUUCCUAACAACCGGACGCCAUUUUGUUUAGUCAUUGCUUCCACAUCCAAAGAUAGAUUUCCCUAAUAUUGCCUCAAAUGUUUUCCUCUAAGUGGAAACACUUACAAGCAUGAUCCAAUAAAAAAGUUUAGGGUCGGGAUUUCGGCGUCCAAAAGGUAGGUAGGGUUGGGAAACCGGAAACCCAUAUAUUUUUUUUGCCUAAUAACAAAAUUUAACGUUAAUUAACAUAUAUUUAACAAAAUCUUUCCCAAGACCCUAAUGCACUGCGAACUCCAUGUUAUAGGCGGCAGCUAAUCAAGAAUUAUUUCGACGUGCAAACAGCAGUGAAGAUCAAAAUCAAGAUAGAUUCCGACCUUGGAGGUUGCCCAAAGGAAACUUUUACCAUCGCGUUCUUACUACAGGUAGGGUAAUAACGAAGAUCCACUUGGUAUAGACAAUGAAAAAUAUUAUGAAAUUACGAUAUACAGGCGUGUUAUCGAUCCAGACUGUGUUUUAACCGGUAUAAUUGCUAUGAUUUUCAGGUGUGUUCAUAGAAAGUCCACCAGAGGCUGCAAUGCGAGAACUGAAAGAAGAGACUGGUAUCAAGUUAAAACUAUCUGAUGUAAACUCGUCUCCGUAUGUUGAUGUACCUCAAACGGACAACCUAAACCCGCACAAAGGUAUGUGGUUAUGCCAGACAGAUUCCAUAAACAGAAAAACCUUAAACGUAGUAAUUAACGCACAAUAACCUGUCAAAAUUGGAUUACUUUUUUAUACACCAUGUAAAUGUGUCCUAUUUACUCCUUGUAAAAACAAUAAUGGUACAAAUGCUGUUAAUGCUUUUUGGUUUAGGUGAUUUUGCUCGGUAUUAUCUGUGUGGGAUUAUUACUGAGGCUGAAAGCUUAGAAGAAGAAAUUGAAGAAGAGCAAGAUGAAGAAGGUAUGCUGUGAAAUAACCACUGCAAAGAAAAUGUACUAACUAUAUGCUAACGCCUGUAUUCUAAAAGCUCACUCGCACUCUAAGUGCAUGUGGAGGUUCAAUCUGAGCUUCCCUUGAGUGUCAGUGCUGUUUUUGAAUAGCUGGAGGGCGAAUAGUCACCAGGGUUCAUACAAAGCUUGAAAAAAUCCUUGAACGUCCUUGAAUUUGGAAACAAAAAUUCAAGGCCUUGAGUUUAUAAAGAAGUGCUUGAAAGUCCUUAAAUUGUUCUUGCUUUAGUGGAUAUUUUCUGAAAUUGUUUGUUAUUAAGAAUUUGAACGUUUUGUAAAUUGAUUUUGUUCAUGUCUUACAAAGGCCAGUGUGGCGUAGUGUGAAAAUAGGCUAAAAGACGUACACUACUAAAAUUUAUUUUCUUUCGUACUGUAGAAACAUCAACUGAGAAUCCCGAAUCAUCUUCAACUGCCACGAAUGUAGCUCCACUAAGCACGGAUCCAACUCCUGCCAACACGGAUUCAACUUACGCGGCCACGGGUUCAACUCCCGCAAUCACGAAUUCAACUUUCAAUGCAGCAUAUUCGGCUAACGCUGCCGGGUAUUCAGCCAGCACGGGUGCAACUUAUGGCGGUACGUAUUCUGCCUAUGGUAGCGCGGGUUCAACUAAUACUGGCACGAAUUCGGCGUACGGCACGGGUUCAGGUUAUGCUAACGCUGGCGCGUAUUCAGCUUUCGGUAGCACGAGUACAGCUGCCACGAAUACACCUUACGCGGGCACGAAUACACCUUACGCUAGCACGAACACGACCGGAACGGGUUCAACUUACGCGGGCACGAAUGCAGCACACGUUGGCACAUAUCCUAUUCAACAAGCCACGAAUUCAACUGUCGCGGGCACGGCUUCAACUAAUACUGCCGCAUAUUCAACGUACACCGGCACGGCUUCAGCUUAUCCUGGAACGACUACGACUUACGCGGGCACGAAUUCGACUGGUACGGGUUCAGCCUACGGCAGCACGGGUUCUACUCACGCUAGCACAUAUUCAGCAUACGCGGACGCCUACUCGGCGUAUGGUAGCAAACAAUCGACUCUGGCCAACACGAAUCCAGGCUACGGUACCACGGGUUCAACUUAUACUGGCAUGGGUUCAACUUCAGCCAGUAUGGGUGCCACUAACACUGGCACUGGUUCGGCUAAUACACUCCCGUAUUCAGCUUACACCGCUACGGGUUCAAACACUGGAAUGGGCUCAACUAACACUGGUGCGUUUUCAGCAAACACUGGCACGGGUUCAAACACAACUACAGCUUCGGCUUAUACUGCGCCGUAUACAGCUUACACGGGUUCAAACACUGGAAUCAAUUCAGCUAACACUGGUGCGUAUUCAGCUAACACAGACGCCAGUACAGCAUAUACAGCCACCGGUUCAAACAAAGCCACGGGUUCAGCUAAUGUCGGUGCGUAUUCCGCAAGCACUGGUUCAUAUUCGGCUUACGCCAACACGGGUUCAAACACAGGCACGGGUUCCGCUAACGCUGGUGCGUAUUCCGCCAAUACUGCCUCUGAUUCAACUUAUACAGCCACGGGUUCAGCUAAUGCUGGUGCAUAUUCUGCAAGCACUGGUGCAUAUUCUGCUUAUGCCGGCACGGGUUCAAACGCAGGCGCAGGUUUAAAGCCUACCACGGGUUCAAACACGGCCACGGGUCCAGCUUCUAUUGGUGCGUAUUCUGCUUACGCUGACGCGUAUUCAGCUUACACGAGCACGGUGGCAAGUAACACUGCCACGAAUUCCAGUCAGACCGGCACGCAGUCGACUACCGCUAGCCAAAGGCCAACACAAAUAGCCACGAAUUCAGGUUCUGUUGGUACGAGUUCAACUGGCACGAAUGCGACGAACACCACCACGGGUUCAACUUACCAUGGCGCAUAUUCAGCUUACACGGAUUCGGUAUACGCUGGCACGAAUGCAACUCCCGCCAGCACGGGUUCAACAAACACUGGCACGGGUUCAACUUCAGCGAGCACGGAUAAAGCUGCAGCCAGCACGGAUAAAACCUCAGCCAUGGACCAAACUUCAUCCACACAAAAAGACACACCAGGUAAGCAUCGUUUCCAUUCAUCGCAAGAGUCAACUCGCAAGCUUGACAGUCUAUUUUACUAGACCUUUCCGGGCUUUCCGGUAAUUACGUCACAACUACACUGUUUUCAACUUAGGACCACCUUAAGGUUGAGGUGAGGCUCAGCCUCGUUUUCGUGUUUAAGCUUAUUUCCACAUUUAAUCAAAAUCCAAAGUCAAAAUCCAAAAUCUUUUUUAUGCAUGUGUUUGAAGAAGGAUGUUCUGUUCUGACCACAGCCCAUGAGAAAUAAAUACGUACAUUUCCCACCUCUUCCAUUUGGGUUUAUUCUUCUGUGCAUGUAUGUAUAAGGCCCCGUUUACAUGAGACCGGAACGAAGUCAAACCGGGACCAUUUCGUUCUGGUCAUAGCAUUAUUUGUAAUAGAUGAUUACAUGACACCGGGACGAAAAUAACUCAUUCCGCUUGCUGUGGAUCGAGCCGACUGACUUCAGGCCGGGAUGAAUGUAAACACAAAUACAUUUUAAACCGGUCUCGGCUGUAACCUUGACAUUGGAACAACACAUGCUAACAAAUGCCAAGGGGAAUGUAUUGAAAAUUUUGUGAUUUUCGGUACCGGUCUUAUGUAAACAUGUUGACAAUUUCAAUUCUCAUUCCGGUUUGGCUUCAUCCUGGUCUCUUGUAAACGGGACCUAAGUUGUCCAUUUAACCUUUAUGAAUGAAUGAAUCACUAACAUUCUCCAAUUGUUUGUUUAGAUAAAAGUGAAACUAAAGACUCGAAUGUCGAAAAUGAAAGAGAAGAAGAAUCGACUGUCAUUCGGUCACCCAUUGUCGCCGGAGCGGUUCACGAGGAAUGCAAGUGGUUUGACAUGGAGGAAGCCAAAGAAAUAUCCACAGUAUUUCUUGACAUAUACAACAGUCAUGAAUUUCAAAAGCUGUUAGCGAAACUCAAGGGUAUCGUAUCCGCUAUGUGACGUAAUGAAAAAGCAUGUGAACGGUUCCCGCACCCCCUGAGACAAAUUAUACAGAUGUUUCUCUUGAAGAAAGAGUUGCCACUCGUGCUAAGAGUGUUACCAUAUAGUCUGUCAAGUUAUGAUGAUCUGGAAGCUCGGCAAAAUUCAAAGCCACAAAAUAGAAGAACUUUGUUUGAUAUUAGAGACCUUACGAUUUAGAACGGCUACCAAUACAAUAAAUCACUGAAAAGAAUUGAAUAAUUACAAUAUAUGAAUAAUUUAGACAUUAUCCUCGCUCUGUCUACAACGCCAAAUCACAGAUUUUCACGUCUUGAUACAACGGCUGCAUUUCAAGCCGCAACAAGUGCAACUUCAAAUUGGGUUCAGCAGAACUCUUCCCAACCGUAAAACCCAUGUCUUCGACUUCUAAGACUGUUUUAAAUUCAUACGAUUGAUAAUAUUACGUCGAAUUAUCUUUACUACCAUUUAUUUGAAGGAGUUUGUUUUGGCCGUCGUCGUCGCGUUGCCGUCAUAAAAUCGUAAGUUCUCUACUGAACAUCACCGUGCACAAAUCCUUUGUCUCAACUUCAUUAAAUAUUAAUCAUUGUGGUUUGCACAUUUCAUCUCAGCUAUCAUGAUUGGAUGAUUAAUAAAUUAUACGAAAAUACAAUGAUCUCAAUGAUCCUGACCGUAGACAAAAACAUAACAUAAUGACUUCAGUUCCGUUUCCAGAUCAUCAUAUCUUGACUAUGGUUUUACCUCAUUUAAGAUUGCGUGGAUGCCUUUUGCCGACCUGGAAAACUGCUUGAUAUUCUGUGAGAAUGAAUUUGCCUUUUUCAAAGUAGAUGGCAGUAAUAAGAUCCGGUCAUUAUUUUAGGUGGGGGAUGUCGCCGAAGAGAAAUGUUUUUCUUGGUAAAAUGUUUGCCGAUCCAACCAUUGAAGAGUCCCAAAAACUUUUUACCCAAUCAUACCCCUGGCCAAAAACUUUACAAAAGGAUACCAAUCAGUUGUCACACAUGUCCUUUACCACUUCUGUGACAUGAGUUUGAUUAACUGCUUGUGUAAUUUUCUGCAGUCUAAAGUUUCUUGUUGUCUGCACAUGUACUUUCUUUGGAGACCCCAUUUGCCUCCUGACAAGUCGGAAAAUGAUCAAGAUGGUGACUCUGAUUGAUUUACAAGACUGUUGCAUUUUAGUCUUCAAUAUUUGAGUGAGUCAUGCUUUGGAAAUGACAAUAAAUUUUUAUUACCCAACCCUUGAGUUGUUUUGUUUUUCAUUUACCCACCCUUUUACUCGCUCAAAACUUUGUUUACCCAACCCUUUUCUCUUCGGUGCCACCCACCGCCAGAAUGUUCCUUGGGGUUCAUUUCCAGGUCUGGUUUUUUGCAGACGUUUUUAAAACUGUCUUCAAGGCAGAUAAUAUAGCGUACAAACAAUAUAGCUUCAGCUUAGACUGAAUAACAUUUUAAAAGAUUAACGUAAGUAUAUAAGCAUUCUUCCAAUGUUCAGUUGAAAAGUGAGGUCAGAUUUAACUUUCGCUACCCGCUACCACUCACUGGCUUAGCACGUAUCUAAUUGGUUAAUCGGAUAGUUCAAAAGCGUCUGAUUGGUUGAACGGAUAUAUCAAACGCAUCUGAUUGGGUAAUGGUCCCUUAAUGAUACGCGCGUAAAAAUCUCACAUCUUGUAAGCGAGUCUGCCAACAAGUCGUGUUCGCAUUGCUUGUCCCAAGUUGUCAGCAAGUUUGGAACAAGCUGUUAACAACUUGUAACAACCAUGUUGGUACUAUCAGACUUGGUUGUGUCCGAUACAGUCAUGAUAUAACAAUAUUGUUACAACCUUGUGUCGUCAACCUUGUCACAUUCUUGUUAUAUCAUGACUGUAUCAGAAUUGUUAGAACAACCUUGUAACAAGUCUGAUAAUGCCAUCAAGCUUGUUACAAGUUGUUAACAGCUUUUUCCAAACUUGUUACAACAACUGGGAACAAGCAGUGCGAACACAACUUGUCGACAGCUUGUGAACAUGUUUGUAACAACUUGUUUGCAGACCUGUAACAACUUGUGUGUUUUUACGUGUGGUAGCGAUAGCGAUGGUGGGAAUCAAAUCUGAACCUCUCUCCAUUAAUUUCGUAAAUACAGAACGAAAACAGAAGAUGUUACUAUGUGUUCAAUUUGUUAGUAGUAA
Paramuricea clavata is the source of this 12503-nucleotide messenger RNA. NCBI's taxonomy places the organism in Eukaryota, Metazoa, Cnidaria, Anthozoa, Malacalcyonacea, Plexauridae. The record is from the annotation of a GenBank genome assembly.